Molecule: messenger RNA, 914 nt
Organism: Strigops habroptila (Kakapo)
Lineage: Eukaryota; Metazoa; Chordata; Aves; Psittaciformes; Psittacidae
Gene: UBE2T
Product: ubiquitin conjugating enzyme E2 T
Exons: 7
Coding region: 168-752 (194 amino acids)
Source: RefSeq, a predicted model, not a curated record
CCCUGGUUGCUAGGCGCCGCGGGAGGCCCCGCCCCUGGUGCGCGCUGCCCGCGCCGCGCCGCCGCCGCCUCAGGCCGAGGCCAGCAGCGAACUCUCGCUAUCAAGUGCUGUUGCCGUCCCGCUUUGGCAGCGAUCACCGCCGGUGUGUCCCCCCCGAGCCUCGCACGAUGCAGAGAGUGUCGCGACUGAAGAGGGAGCUCUCGCUCCUGACCGCGGAGCCGCCUCCGGGCAUCACUUGCUGGCAGGAGGAAAACCGGGUGGAUGAUCUCCGGGCACAAAUCGUAGGAGGUGCAGGCACACCGUAUGAGAAAGGGAUAUUCGAUCUGGAAAUACUUAUUCCUGAAAGGUACCCGUUUGAGCCCCCUAAGAUUCGCUUUCUGACCCCCAUCUAUCAUCCUAACAUUGACUCUGCUGGGAGGAUUUGCCUGGAUGUUCUUAGAUUACCACCAAAGGGUGCUUGGAGACCUUCCUUGAACAUCUCCACUCUGCUGACCUCCAUACAGCUGCUGAUGGCAGAGCCCAACCCCGAUGACCCUCUCAUGACGUCCAUAUCCUCAGAGUACAAGUACAAAAAGGAGCUUUUCCUGCUGAAUGCCAGAGAGUGGACUGAGAAGUAUGCGAGCCAGCAGAAGAGGGCUCUGGGGGAGAAGGUGAACCCCAGUGACACGAGUGUCCCCGAGGGAGGUGCUGCCCAGAAGAGGAAAGGGAAUAGUCUGAGCAAGAAGGAGAAGAACCCUCGCCUGGAAUCCUGAGUGGGGUUUGUUCUCAUGGCUGUUUUCACCAGCCCUUUCCCUUUGCACCGCGGGGCCUCAGUGCUGGAACCGAACUGUGCCUGCAGCAGGUUUCCCUUUUCCAGCUCCUUUUUCCCUGUGGAAUGUUCCGUUGUAUAAAUAAAGCUUUAAUUUCUACCUGCA